UUAUUGAGGUCACCAAAACGUUCUCCUCCUCACCGUCGAGAGUGACCUGGCUCUGUUCGGCAUGAAUGAAAAAUUAAUUGAUCGACGCCGACGUUUGUUUCAUUGCACGCAUCCUGCCAGUCCAUUCGCCCCCUCAAAGGGAUUGCUAUAUGGUUACAGCGAAAAAACUUUAACUGGUGGCUUGACGUGCGCGGCGGCUCUCCGUAGCCUUCCCCGGGAGCACCUGUUCCAAGUCCGCAGGCAUGUCGGCCGGGGGCUCCGACGGCACGGCGGACAGACCGGCAGAUCAAGCUGCAGAGGAGGAGGAGGGGCCAAGCCAAGCAGGAUCCGCGAUGCCAUCUGUUGAGCUGCCAAGGAAACGGAAAGGAGAGGUGGAGGAGAGGCAAAUCCUCAACUUCAAUUUGGAGGAUGACCUCUGCAGAUCUGAGGAGGAGGAUCAGCAAGUCAAAAUGAAAUGCUUCAGGGAGCCUCACCGGCAGAUUGAAAAGCGGCGGAGAGACAAAAUGAACAACCUCAUUGACGAGCUUUCUGCCAUGAUUCCUGCCUGUCAGCCCAUGGCACGAAAACUCGACAAGCUCACUGUUCUACGGAAAGCUGUGCAGCACCUGAAAGCCCUUAAAGCUGGGGCAAGCGGCGCCUUUACAGACACCAAGCACAAGCCCUCCAUCCUGCCUCAGGACGAACUUAGGCACCUUCUGCUCAGGGCUGCAGAUGGCUUCCUCUUAGUAGUAAGGUGUGACCGGGCGAAAAUGCUGUUCAUCUCCGAGUCUGUCUCCAAGAUCCUUAACUUCAGCAAGCUGGAGUUAACCGGGCAGAGCUUGUUCGAUUUCAUCCACCCCAAAGAUAUCCACAAGGUGAAGGAGCAGCUUUCAUCCUCAGAAAUGCUCCCCCAGCAACGCCUUGUCGACGCAUCAACUGGGGUUCAGGUCCAGGCGGAUGCCCACGUCAGGCCAUCUCACUUGGCCACUGGAGCUCGGCGAUCCUUCUUCUGCCGUAUGAAGCACAGUCGGGUCACAGGGAAGCACGAAGACAAGCACUCGCUGCCUGGCGUUUCUAAGAAGAAAGAAACCUACAGAUACUGUACCCUCCACUGCAUCGGAUACAUGCGGACCUGGCCGAGCAGCCAGCUUGACCCUGAGGCCGACUGCACAGAUAAGGAGACCUCCAGCCUGAACUGCCUGGUGACGGUGUGCCGCCUCCACCCCCCCGUUUCCCACCAGCCCCCAAAAGACGUCAACAUCAAAGCCACUGAGUUCGUAACCCGCUGUGCAAUCGACGGCAAGUUCACUUUUGUAGAUCAACAAGCUACGACAGUCAUUGGGUAUUUGCCGCAGGAAGUUCUUGGUACAUCCUGUUAUGAGUACUUCCACCAGGAUGACCUGCAGCAUUUGGCAGGGAAGCACAGGCAAGUUCUUCGAAGCAAAGAGAAGGUUGAGACACAGUGCUACAAGUUCAAAACAAAACACGGGUCCUACGUUAUGCUCCAAAGCCAGUGGUUUAGUUUCACAAAUCCAUGGACCAAAGAAGUCGAGUUCAUCGUCUCUUCAAACAAGGUUGUCUCGGGGCCUGGUAACGCAAAAGAUGAAAGCGAGGCUGGCAGCUCGACAUUGGCUCAUGAGGAGGCAAAGCAAAUCCUGGAAAUUCCUGGCCUCUCCACUGGUGUGGGCAUGAUGAUCUACGCAGGCAGCAUAGGGACCCAAAUUGCUAAUGAACUGGGUGACACAUACAGGGCAAACUCAUCCCCAUCAAGUGAAGCUUCAAGUCCAUUUGGCUCUGUCCAGGAGAAAUGUCCACUGACCAGCAGGAGUACUUCCAGCAGAGAGGAGGAAGCCGGCAGCUCUUCACACUCCCAGUCGCUGGCUGAUUCCAGUAAAGAAGCUUCUGGAAGCAGCGAGGCAGAGUGUCGAGGUGAGUCAUCCCAGCUGGACUUGGAUGUCCCGGGGCUCAGCAGCUUCAGCAGCGACGAGGCGGCCAUGGCCGUCAUCAUGAGCUUGCUGGACUCUGACGUGAACAUGGGCCAAUCAGGGGACUUUGAGGAUUUACACUGGCCUUUUUAAAAGGAUCUUGGACUCAGUCCCUGUUUUAAGGUUCUUCUGCUCUUUUCUUGCCAUAUGCCAAGAACCUGUGAACCAUUGAAACAAUUAUCUGAAGGCUUACCUGUUCUCAAACAACCAAAAGCACUGGACUUGUCCUAAAGGUUGUACCAUGUCUUACUUGAGGACUGCCGGACAGUAACUUCAGAAGUAUAGUAACUGAUCAACGUUUUGGUCUCUUGGUUCUUGCUUAAAGCAAAAUGAGGUUGAAAUACCUCUGCAGUUAGUGGUGAGUCAGUCUUCCUCAGCGAGACCAUAGCACCUCAAGAGGGUCUAGACCAACUCUUUCCACAAGAAACAAAAGGGUUUGCUCUGCUGCCAUCAACUACCAAGGCAUGAAAAAGGCCGAGACUGCUGCUAUAGAAACCUCAGACUUUGAACAGCUGUGUAGCCACUGGUACACAGCGAAGAUUGUCAUAUUUUUUCAUUACAUGGAUGGUUUUGUGUGUUUGUGUUUUUUUUAAAUACCUAUUUGCAAAAAUUAUUAAGUAAAAGUAAAACAAUUCUCUAAAA
Molecule: messenger RNA, 2606 nt
Organism: Fundulus heteroclitus (mummichog)
Lineage: Eukaryota; Metazoa; Chordata; Actinopteri; Cyprinodontiformes; Fundulidae
Product: aryl hydrocarbon receptor nuclear translocator-like protein 2
Exons: 18
Coding region: 243-2057 (604 amino acids)
Biological process (GO): regulation of transcription by RNA polymerase II
Cellular component (GO): nucleus; cytoplasm; transcription regulator complex
Molecular function (GO): DNA-binding transcription factor activity, RNA polymerase II-specific; RNA polymerase II cis-regulatory region sequence-specific DNA binding; protein dimerization activity
Source: RefSeq, a predicted model, not a curated record